GCGGGCGAUGAUCGAGCAGAACUAAGAGGAGUUCUGAGAUUCCUUUUCAGGGAGGUGGGGGGUUCCUGCAUGGCUUUGGAGGAAAUCUGGAAGCCAUAAACUUCCAAGACAAGAAGUAAACGUCACAACGGCUGGAUUUGGUUGGCUGUUCCUCCAGCCUUUCUCUCCGCCUGGCCGCUUUGAUGGGACCAGCCAUUGGGUGAACGUUCCUCCUGCUGUCUUCAGCUCAGCUGUCCAAGAAAAGCACCAAGAACCAAUGGGAGGAGUAGGUGGGAGGGCAGCAGAAUGCUCCACAGUCGCCUCCCUUUUAAAAGUCUAUGUAGCUGUUCUUUCACAUGCGUUUCCUGGAGCAUAAAUACAACGAGGCUUGAAUGGAUUUUUCAAAUGUGAGGAUGGAGAAGCAGAACCUGAAGACUUCAUCUGGUUGUUUGGAUGCAACACACUGAAGGCUAGAUGGAGAAGAAGAGAAGAGCGUCCUGAAGACGAACAGGACAGGAGAUUGGAGGACUUCAGAAAGAAGUGGAAGCGAAGAAUAUUGUGUCAAAGUAUGAGAAAGGAGCAGGCAUCUCGCACUGAGCACCCUGAGGAAAGGGUGGCUGUCAGUGAAGGGAAACCUUUUUCUAACACCUGUCCCGUUGUCGUAGCAACCCCGGGGCUCACUGGACGUAAACGUCAGAUGGACUCAGAGGAUCACCUCACAACCUCUUCAGCUGACGACCAGCUCAAAGACUCAGAGGAUUUUCAGACCUACAGCCCAUCUGCUCCAAAACGGCUCAAAAGAAGCCCUCAGCAUCCAUCCCCGUCGCCCGUUCCCGCCAACAGUCCCGGAGGACUCUUGGCCCUGGAGGACCCACACGCUCAGCGGGUCAUCGCCAACAUCCGGGAGCGCCAGCGGACGCAGUCUCUCAACGAGGCCUUUGCCUCGUUACGGAAAAUCAUCCCAACGCUGCCGUCCGACAAACUGAGCAAAAUCCAGACCCUCAAGCUGGCGUCUCGUUACAUCGACUUCCUGUACCAAGUUCUGCAGAGCGACCAGAUGGACUCCAAGCUUGCUGGGUGUAACUACCUGGCCCACGAGAGGCUGAGCUACGCCUUCUCUGUGUGGAGGAUGGAGGGAGCCUGGUCCAGCAUGUCUGCCGGGCAUUAGCCCACACGUUGGAGCCUUUCCAAGCUGCAGUACUAGGAGACACACCACUGGAUUGUUAGUAUCCACGGGCUGCAGAUGUAGAACAAUUGGACCUUUGGGGGUUCUGUACCCCCAGCAGUUGGUUUCAUCAUAUUGGUAUGUCAGAGUGGAAACGAUGAUGAUGGUUGAUCGGCAGAAGGCUUUUCACUGGUUUCAUCUUCAUGUCUGAUUAUGUCACUGCAGAGUAUGCACACUAGGGCUGCCACGAUUAGUCAACUGAUUGAAGAUUAAAACAGUCGACAACUAAUUUAAUAGUUG
This is a messenger RNA of Oryzias melastigma (Indian medaka), 1444 nucleotides long. RefSeq names its product twist-related protein 2. Bases 548 to 1147 code for a protein of 199 amino acids. Lineage: Eukaryota; Metazoa; Chordata; Actinopteri; Beloniformes; Adrianichthyidae. Gene Ontology annotation, biological process: regulation of transcription by RNA polymerase II; developmental process. Gene Ontology annotation, molecular function: RNA polymerase II transcription regulatory region sequence-specific DNA binding; protein dimerization activity; DNA-binding transcription factor activity, RNA polymerase II-specific. The transcript has a single exon. The record is from RefSeq and is a predicted model, not a curated record.